Messenger RNA from Botrytis porri, 594 nucleotides. RefSeq lists its product as uncharacterized. The transcript has 2 exons. The record is from RefSeq and is a predicted model, not a curated record. Lineage: Eukaryota; Fungi; Ascomycota; Leotiomycetes; Helotiales; Sclerotiniaceae. Bases 1 to 594 code for a protein of 197 amino acids.
AUGGCUGAACUAGCUGAGUGCCCCAAGCCUUCUUUCUGGGCUGUCUUCAUGGCACUGGCUGAACAAUCUGUCUGGUAUGUUUCCAUUGUGCCCAGAAGAGAAUCAUUCAUGUCCAAGACAUUCAUCAUGCUAAUUACUGAUCCCUCCGAGUUCAGCAACAAAGAAUUUGCGGAGACAGUUGCCGCACUCACUAUCGAGAGUAAAAUGUCUCCACUUCCAUUUGAGCCUUCACAAGUCAUCACUAUGGUACUCGGAUUCAUGGUACUAAUGCAAGCAUCUCUUUUCUCGAGUCCAUCCAAUCUUCUGUGGUUGAUGUCAACCGUCUGUUCAAUCUUUUACAAGUUCAUCUUGGAACCUUACAUUACGUUCUAUAGACUCGUCGGUCCCGGGCAACUAUCUUAUCUCGCCUUCGAAACAUUCGCCAUCUUCCUUUUCAUCGCUUUCUAUUUUCUAUACCGUGGUUCUAUUGCAGGCUUAGGAUGCGUGGUCAAGUUUCACCAACUCAGAGAAGCUCAAAGUAUCGCUGGCAUCGGGAAUAUUUCUCCAGAUUGUCAACUUAAAGAAUGCACCAUCUAUCUCUCGGCAUGGUUGUAA